AUGAAGUAUUUACCAUUGUUGCACUCAUUAAAUCAUUUUGUGAGUUAAUAUAUUAUUUUUAAGUAAGAGGUGCUGUACUAGGAAUGGAAAGUGGGGAAGAAAAAUUUUAUUAGCUGGCUGAUAAUUAUUUUUCUAAGGCUUAAACUUAUAAGCCUUACUAACAUUGCGAUUAGACUUCUACUUUAACUUUAUUCAUUUCUGUAUAUAUUCCAUCUUUUUAUUCACCACAAUUAUUAUUAGUAUUUAUGGAAUUCUACUUUUAUAGAGCAUUCAGAUAAGGAGUAUUUAAGCAGCUCGAAUUAGCAGGUUAGUGAUUGCUAAUGUAAUUCAUUUAAUUAAUAGAACUACUUGAAGAAUUAAAGGAAUUUAAAAUUUAUUAUGGCAUGCUUUAUUGAGUAUCAUUAGAUGGCAAGUUCACAUUCUACCCAAAAUAAUUUGAAGUUUGAUAUUGGUUUUAUCCUCCUACGAUUCCCAUGGGAUAAGUAUUUAAGUAAUUAUUGGUGUUGUAGCACAAUAAAUUUUACUAAUUCUCGGAGCUAUUAUAUUGAAAAUUUUAGCUGGUUGAUUAUUAUGUAAAUGGGACAGAUGGCAUGGUAAUAAAAUUUUGAGGUGUAAAACUUGAAUUUGAUGGAAUGCCAACUAUAGGGAUAGAUGAAGUAGGACAUAUUUAAUUAUUGA
Molecule: messenger RNA, 678 nt
Organism: Tetrahymena thermophila SB210
Lineage: Eukaryota; Ciliophora; Oligohymenophorea; Hymenostomatida; Tetrahymenidae
Product: transmembrane protein, putative
Exons: 2
Source: RefSeq, a predicted model, not a curated record